Molecule: messenger RNA, 1170 nt
Organism: Hypomesus transpacificus
Lineage: Eukaryota; Metazoa; Chordata; Actinopteri; Osmeriformes; Osmeridae
Product: tetratricopeptide repeat protein 22-like
Exons: 3
Coding region: 481-1044 (187 amino acids)
Molecular function (GO): protein binding
Source: RefSeq, a predicted model, not a curated record
AGGAAGUGUUUGUCCCUGAACAAUAAAUACUGUUGGAGAAUGAGAGUUGGACAAGGACAAUUAGGAAUCUGAAAUACAAGCACAUAAAAUAAUUGGUGACUGGGUAGUAAAAACUUUCCUAAAGAUGGAGGAGACAUUAAUGAAUAUAACUGAAACAAGACAGUCCAGUAGAUUUGAUGUGAUCUGUGUUUCUCUGCAGUCCCAAGUUCAGUGCCAGUGACUACAGCCCCCACUUCUGGUCCAGGGACUACCACAGACAUCUCUACUGGUCCGGUGUCUAACAUAGCCACCACUACUGAUCUGAUCAACGUGACGGCUUACGUGAGGGAUCUGGAGAGAGCCAAGCAGGACCAGGCUGGGAUACCUGACAGACACAAUCUGACGGCGGCUAAGGCAGACCUGGAGAAGGUGCUGGUCGUCAGGCCCUGCCUACGCACAUACCUGGAGAUGGGACAGUUGAGAGGAGUAGAGGGCUGAGUCAUGAUGGCUAGUGGAAGUAGUAUACUGUCGGUGUAUUACUACAUGGGCGUGGAUGCCGUCCAGGAGAGUCUGCUGGUGGACGAGGGGGCUUUGAACAACGCCCUGGUGAGUCUCUCCCAGGCCCUGGAGUGCGACCUGGGCGACAGCCUGCCCGACCUCCACCUCCUCAGGGGGCGCUGCCUCCUCCUGAAGGGCGAGGAGCAGAACGCAGCCGACUGCUUCAAGAGGGCCCUCGAGCUGGAGCGUCCGGGCAGUGGGGACACGUCUGCUCUGCGCUGUCUCCUGGAGGCCCUCCUGGCCCUGUUUGCCCAGAGCGGCCCCGACCCCGGCCCCGCCAUCAGCCAGCUGGAGGUGUGGGUGCGGCGAGCCGAGGAGAGGUACGCGGAGGACGCGGUGGAGGCCGAGCUGAGGUAUCUCUGUCGGACGCACACGGCCGAGGUCACAGAACUCUCCAGGGCUCUCAUCAGGGGAGGGAGGCUUGACCUUGUGAAAAGGCUGCUCAAUACUGUGCAGCCCAACCGCACUGCCAGUAAGAAAGUACUGGCAAGGUCUAUGUCUAUUUGAAGAGGGAUUCGAUCUUUCACCAAGAAUGGAAAAUAAUCAGUUUCUCCUCCGAUGAAUUGCAAUAAAUAUGUUGGCCAUUACAAUGUUCCCUAGGAGUUUUUUCAUUUUCUAUAAAAGAAAAGAAAU